AAUCAAUCCGCCAUGAACAACCUGCAAACACUCCCGCGAUUCCUUCUCCCCCGCCUGAGCUGGCAGACUCCAGCCGCCGCAGCAAGCGAUUGUACACUCCGCCCGGCGAGCCUCCUGCUGUGGGCCUCGAAAAGGCCUCAUAUCCAUGAGCGGCGGGAACAGCAGUCUUGGGCAGGCCCUAAACGACUCCUCCACACCCACAAUGAAGGGCAAAGGGCGCAUGCCAUUGGGCUCGAGGGCCGUCGAUUGGGGAGCAAACCCACGGUUUCACCCAAGCCCAGAAUUCCCAGCAGCAGGAGGGCAUUUCACGCCUCGCCGCCCCGCCGGAAGGAUCAUCACUUUGAUACCCUCAAGCUUGUACAGCGGCUGCAGAGCGAGGGUUUCACCGAAGCCCAGGCAGAGGCCAUGAUGAAGAUCCUGAACGAUGUGAUCGAGGAGAGCAUACAAAACCUCACCCGCACAAUGGUCCCGCGUGAAGACGCGGCCAAGGCCACGUACACGCAAAAAGUCGACUUUGCCAAGCUCCGCAGCGAGCUCCUGUCGACCGACAACACCGAGACCAACACUACGCGCGCCACGCACGAGCGUCUCACCAACGACAUUGCCAAGCUCAGCAGCCGGCUGCGCGACGAGAUUGGCCGCACCCAGGCCAGCGUUCGCCUGGACCUGAACCUGGAGAAGGGCCGCAUCCGCGAGGAGGCCGUGUCGCAGGAGCUCAAGAUCAAGGAGACCGAGACCAAGAUCGAGCAGGAGGCCGCCGCCUUGAGGCAGCAGCUCGAGCAAGUCAAGUUCCAGACCUUGCAGUGGCUCAUGGGGCUGUGUACCGGUUUCGCCGCUCUCAUGUUGGGUUUGUGGCGUUUGUUGAUGUGA
Messenger RNA from Pyricularia pennisetigena, 870 nucleotides. RefSeq lists its product as uncharacterized. NCBI's taxonomy places the organism in Eukaryota, Fungi, Ascomycota, Sordariomycetes, Magnaporthales, Pyriculariaceae. Gene Ontology annotation, cellular component: mitochondrion. The transcript is spliced from 2 exons. The annotation marks the transcript as partial. The record is from RefSeq and is a predicted model, not a curated record.